CGGAAGUUGACAGUGUUGCUCAGCAACGGAAAGAUGUCUGCAACCGGGAGCCCUAGGUCCGAAGCAGAACAAGAGGACUUCCAGACAUCUGAUAAGGAGGAAACAUUGUUGCAAAGGGGAUGGGAAACCGUAAGAGAAGAUGACGGACAGGCUACUCCCCCAGCCACGGUCUCGCCACGGGGGACAGAGAGAGAUGAAGCCGAGGAGGUUGGCACGUCAGCCCAGACCGCCGUAGAGGAGCCUUUAACAUCCAGAGGACUUGAGUCGAUGGAGGCAAUGAGCACCAGCUCUCCGAGUGUCCUCCAAACUUCCUCUGUGGCUUUUACUGAGAGAUACACAUUAUCCCAGUACAUGGAGCAGCUGGCAGAAUCAGGUGAGACCGGAGCGGUCACCUCCUCCACAUAUUCUGGUCUCCAUCAGUUUAGCCAGCAGUUGGAAGAAAGCGAAGAUGAAGAUGAUGUUCCUCAAGGUUUACGCGAGGAAGACGGAGCAGCCGAGGAGAAAGAAGAAGAUGACGCAUCAGAGCUGGUGGUUCUAGAUCCCAAUCAUCCCCUGAUGACAAGAUUCCAGACGGCUCUCAAGACAUACCUCACUAAGCAGAUACGCAGUCUGGAUCUGGAGCUGCGAGAAAUGCAAGAAUCCUUGAAGAAGAACAAAAACCACCGAGAUGAUAUUGGUGUGAUCCUAUAUGGGAUACAGCAGGAGCUGGCCCGUCUCCAGAUGGGGCUGGAAAAGCAACAUGACAAACAUGCCCAGGUCUCCAUGAUCCGGCGGCAGAAAGAAGAUGAGCUAGAAGCCAUCAGGGAUCUGUACAAGAAGACCCACCAGAUGACAGGAGAAGAGCGCAAAAAAGUUUCCAGCAUGCAGACAGAGGUGGAGAACCUGGCCCUGCGGCUUUUUUACAUGGAGAACAUGAAUCAAGACGUGCACUCGGAUAUCUCAGUGAUGAAACGUGCCGUGCAAAAGGCGGAGGCAGAGAGGAUGCAGGCCGAGGUGGAGAAACUGAAACAGGAUAUGUACAUAGAUCGACUGACCAGGGAGGCUGACCGUCUACGGGAGCAAAUUGCAUUGUACGAUGCACAACUCUCCGCUCAACGAGAUGAUACUAAGGCUGCUCGGGGAGUAGUUGCAGAGGCCAGCAUGGAGAUUGAAUCCAUUGGGUUGGAGAAAAAACAGCUGUUUCAGCAAUGGAACAGCAGCCUGAUUGGGAUGACAAGAAGAGAUGAGGCCUACGCGGCUGUCCAGGAGGCUCUUAGUUUGGCUCGGCAAGAGCUACGCGCCAUGGACACCGAGAUCGAGAGCUACAAGAAGUCCAUCACAAAAGAAGAGGACAGGAACGAACAGCUGACCUUCAUGUUCAACCGCACCGAAAGAGACUCAGCCAUGAGCAAGAAGCUGAUCGCUCAGUGUCAGGCCAAGCAGGAGGCGCUGCGCGUGGAGUUUAGCACAUACAUGCGUACUCUGCAAGAGACGGAGCAAGCACUAAGCAGAGUCACCGCGGAGCGUACCGUACGUUUGAGUGAGGUGGCUACCAUCCGCAAACAGAUCGAGAAAGAAUCCCAAGUGAAGGUGGUCCUCGAAAAUCAGAUCAUGGAGAAACUGCAGGAGAAGAUGACAUCGGACAAAGCAACCAAAUAUACAUCUCUCUUGACUGAGAAGUUGCAAAAGAGGAAACUAGAUCUGGAGAUAGAAUUUGCCAAAGUUGAGAAUGACACGGCUCAAGUCCAGCUGGAGAUUAAUCACAGCUCAUCUCAGAUCAAAAGUCUACAGAGGACGCUGGCAGAGCUAGAGAAAAACAUCCAGAACACCAACGAUCUGAUCUCGCGCAGCCAGAGCGAGAUCGCCAAGCGCACUAUCGCAAUCGAGAGAAAGCAGGCCACCAUCAACCUAUUCAGCAAACAGAUCGAGUCUACUGUUGCACAGAUUGGGGGCAAGGAACUGGGGCCUUUGGAGAUCCAGAUCUCAGCUCUGACCAAGCAAAUAGAGGAAUGCAGUGCAGACAUAGCGUCCAUCCAGCAGUACUGGCUGCGUCUGCAAACAGAGAUGGUGAGACUGACCCAGCAGAGAGAAGAACAGGACGCCUCUGUAGAGAUGCUAAAGAAAGAGCUGACCAUUCUCCAGCAGAAGAAAAUUCGCACUGAGAAUGAGAUUGAGCAGGAGAAAAAUGAACAGAAGGACAUCGAGCACCACAUGAAGAACCUAAGAAAUGACAUGCUUCGGUUGAACACGCUCAUCAGCAAGAACAGCAGCUCCAAGGAGCAACUGCAGCAACUCAACCAGCUGAUGGAGAGCGAGUUCAUGAGUUCACUUCGGGCUGCAGAGAAAGAGUCCGUAGAGAUGCAGGAGAAUCUGAGAUACCUCCAAGAGGAGAAGGAGAGAAUGUUGCAUAGCCUGGUGGAAACGGAGCAUCAGAUCAUGUUGUGGGAAAAGAAGAUUCAACUCGCUAAGGAGAUGCGAAACGCAGUGGACUCUGAGGCUGGACAAGGAGAGAUCCGAGCCAUGAAGGCAGAGAUCCAUCGAAUGCAGGUCCGGCACACACAGCUGAUGAAACAGCAAGAAAAGAUGAUCCGUGAUAUGGAAGCUGUGGUAACUCGGAGAGAGACCAUUCUAACCCGUGGGCGCAGCGUAAACGAGAAGGACAAAAAGAACCUUAUAGCCAGUGAGUUCCGCAGUAAACUACAGGACCUGAAGAAGGCGAUUAAAGAGACUCAUAAGAACAUUGAAGAAUCUACCAGCACUUUCAACGACCUCCAGGACUCUCAGAAAUCACUCAGUGCGGCAAUCGCGGAUAAGCAGCACAACAUCACCACCCUAAAGCAGGACGCCGGCUCCAUCGAACUAGAAAUCGAGCAGCUUCAAGAGAAAAAACGCCAGAAUCUUUCGCAGAUUGUAUCCUAUCAGACCCGUCUGAAGCACCUACAGGCCGUAAAGGAAGGGAAAUACAACCCUGUUUGCCGCACUCCACGAUCGCUGGAGGCUGAGCAUCAGAAACAAGAGAGCCGCAUACACACCGUCAGCACCAUCGUCCACCAGAUCCAGCAGGAGUAUCCGCAGUAUCAAAGCGCCCUGCGCAGCGUGAGCCUUGCCCUGGAGGCUCGACUAGGCACCCAGGGGAACAUGUCUGAACGGUCCCAGUGAACGCACUUCUCGUUUACCCAAAGCUUUGCAAUGCGGCAUCCUUCAGAAGGAAACAAACAAGAACCGUAUCAGUGUAAAAACCUAUUGACCAAGAAAGACAACAAUAAUGUACAGAAUAAAUGAAAUGCAGUAGGUUUGCAAGUA
Messenger RNA from Spea bombifrons (plains spadefoot toad), 3282 nucleotides. RefSeq names its product coiled-coil domain containing 40 (gene CCDC40). Gene Ontology annotation, biological process: epithelial cilium movement involved in determination of left/right asymmetry; axoneme assembly; heart looping. The record is from RefSeq and is a predicted model, not a curated record. The transcript has 20 exons. The coding region runs from base 34 to 3138 and encodes 1034 amino acids. Gene Ontology annotation, cellular component: cilium; cytoplasm. Lineage: Eukaryota; Metazoa; Chordata; Amphibia; Anura; Pelobatidae.